Tyto alba (common barn owl) is the source of this 2651-nucleotide messenger RNA. It is a transcript of the gene GPR135, whose product is annotated as G protein-coupled receptor 135. Bases 19 to 1311 code for a protein of 430 amino acids. Gene Ontology annotation, molecular function: G protein-coupled receptor activity. Lineage: Eukaryota; Metazoa; Chordata; Aves; Strigiformes; Tytonidae. Gene Ontology annotation, cellular component: membrane. The record is from RefSeq and is a predicted model, not a curated record. The transcript has a single exon. Gene Ontology annotation, biological process: G protein-coupled receptor signaling pathway.
CGCGGCGCCGGCCGGGGCAUGAGGCUGCGCAUGGAGCCGGAGGCGGCCGUGCCGGGAAACCUCUCCCGCGGCGGCGGCGGCGGCAACGAGAGCGGCGGGGCGGCGGCGGCGGCGGCGGCGGCGGCGGCGGUGGGGUGGUCGGCGGCGGCGCUGGCCUCUCAGGCGCUGGCGCUGCUGCUCAUCUUCGCCCUCUCGGCGCUGGGCAACGGGGCGGUGGUGCUGGUGAUCGCCCGGCACCGGCAGCUCCGCACGGUCACCAACGCCUUCGUGCUGUCCCUGUCGCUGUCGGAGCUGCUGGGCGCCCUACUCUGCCUGCCCUUGGCCUUCCUCAGCCUGCUCAGCCGCCCGCCCGGCGCCUGGCUCUUCGGGCAGCGCCUGUGCCUGGCCAGCGCCGCCCUCCACGCCGGGCUGGGCAUCGCCGCCACCCUCACCAUGGCCCUGCUUUCCUUCGACCGCUACUGCGCCAUCGUCCGCCAGCCCCGACACAAGAUGGGCCGCCGCCGCGCCGCCCAGCUCCUGGCUGCCGUCUGGCUGGCCGCCCUGGCCCUGGCCGGGCCUUGGUAUGGGCUGGCGGGCGAGGGGCAGCGGGAAGCCCGGCCCGGGGCUUACCGCUGCGUCUACGUGCUGCCCUGGGGCUCGUCCCGGCUGGGGCCUCCCUACGGCGCGGCCCUCAUCGUGCUCUGCUACCUCCUGCCCUUCGCCCUCAUGUGCUUCUGCCAUUACAACAUCUGCCGGGCGGUGCGGCUGGCCGAGAGCCGCGUGCGGCCCCUCACCACCUACGGGCACCUGCUGCGGGCCUACGGCGAGAUGCGCACGGCCACCACCGUCCUCAUCAUGAUCGUCUCCAUCAUCUGCUGCUGGGGGCCCUACUGCAUCCUGGGGCUGGCCGCCGCGGCUGGCCGCCUGCCCUUCUCGCCCACCAUGGAUGCUGUGGCCAGCGGGAUGGCGUGGGCCAACGGCGCCAUCAACCCCCUCAUCUACGCCGCCCGCAACCCCAACAUCUCCGUGCUGCUGCGGCGGAGCCGUGAGGGCGGCUACAGGACUAGGAACAACGUGGCGGCUUACCUCUCGGUCCCCGGCCGCCAGCCGGAGCCCCGGAGCCGGGCUGACCGCGUCCGGGAGCGCUACGUCAAUCGGCACAGCGGCCCCCCGGGCAGCGCCCCGUCCUCCUCCAGCCCGGCGAGCGGGGGAGAGGUGGCCAUGUGGGCCUGCAAGAACCCCGCUGUACUCUUCUGCCGGGAUGGGCAACCGGACACCAUCUCUGAGGCUGCCUUGCAGGCCAAAGUGGACACCGUUGACACCAGCCUCUGAAGGGAAUGGGGGUCCAGGAUGUAGGCAUUUGGCCUGGGACUGUUUUCCUGAGGAAAUGUGGGGAGCCCCGGCGCUUGGAGCCCUUUGCAGCCAGACUACUGGGAAAUUGGAGAAACGGGACUCUGUGAGCCACAGUAGGGUUUCUUCUUAGUUGUGCAAGCUCUGGUUUGGCAACCCAGUGUGCGAGCAGUGAGAGCUCUGCAGGGAAAGGAAUAAGUCCCCCUUUGCUUUUAGCAGGCCUGACGGACUGGUGACAGCCACCGAGCCCAGCCAGCCCAAGAGCUGGACUGCAAGAACGAAACAGCGUUUGCUCCAGUCCUGCACAAAGUGCCACAGUGAAGCUGAGACCGACACGCAGAUACAGCCCAAACUGACUGACUGUGUGAGCUGGUUAUUAAGUGCCAAAAAAGCAGUUGAAAGCUGAGCACAGGCAGCUGGAAGACACUCUGAAAACAUGACACUGUGAAACCGCAUCAUGGUGGUUUUGUUGUUUAACCCCAUUAUAUGUGAAAGUGCUGAUAGUCAGAAAGUCAUAGACUGUAGGACAGGCUAAAAAAGCAAUCUGUUAAGAUUUUAUUUUUCUUUUUAAAGUCCCAAGCAUAACAAAACAGUAAUUGUUGUGAAAGGGAAGAUGUACGAUACUAGGAGGGAAGGAAAGGAAGAUGUUUAAACAUCAGUUGUCAGAAUUUCAGCAGCCCUUUUUUUUUUUUUUUUUUCAGAUACAGUCAGCUUAAAAUACUAUGAAUAUGAGAAAUGAGAAUUCUUCAGACAGACCGAGGAAUGGGGUGUGGGUAUAGACUAUGGUAUCACUGAGUUUGUGCACAAGGCCUGCGUUUUCUUUUUGAGUUCAUCCAAAGUGUCUCACAUCUCUAACCAUGUUUAGAGGAGCCAUGCGAGAGAGGUGAGUAUCUGAAAGGAGAGGUAAAGCAAUACCAUGUGCUCUUCGUGUGCUCUUAAGCAUGUGAAAAUGUGUAUAUGCAGAGAACAGGUAUUAUUGUACUGAUGGCAGCAGUCCAUCUGGAGUAUAAUAUUUAAAAAAGAGCUCUGUUUGCCAUUGUAACAAAAAGGAAAAUAACACAAUGGAAGUGUCAUUUCACGGCACAAAUUCAUAUGAAUUUAUCAGUAUGCAUUUUUGUCCAAAGGCCUAAAGCCUUAAACUAGUAUUUUGGAUCAGAAACCAAGAUUGGGCCUUCCUUUGUCUUUGCCAGAGUUCAAUGUGAAAGGCAGGCAGUGUUUUCCUUUGUACAGGCUUUAGAAAUACAAUGUUACUGUUUUACUGGAGUUUUCAACCGUUUGUGACCCAAGUGAACAUACUAUCAUUAUUUUGUAAGUGAGACAAG